Molecule: messenger RNA, 1372 nt
Organism: Anoplopoma fimbria (sablefish)
Lineage: Eukaryota; Metazoa; Chordata; Actinopteri; Perciformes; Anoplopomatidae
Product: NADH-cytochrome b5 reductase 2
Exons: 9
Coding region: 103-1029 (308 amino acids)
Cellular component (GO): mitochondrion
Molecular function (GO): oxidoreductase activity; FAD binding
Source: RefSeq, a predicted model, not a curated record
UAUAUAUGUGUAUGUGUGACAGAGAGAGACAGAGACAGAGGGAGGCUUGACCCAGACAGUGUGGACUCUGUUAGUCAGGCUGUGUGAGGAGGAGGACACUACAUGCUUCAUGUUGAAACUAUGGAUCAGAGCGUGAUACUCCCGGUGGUGUUGGCUGUUUCUGUGGUGGUAGUGACCGUGCUGUACUUCCUCCUGGGAGGAAAGAAGAAGAAGAAACUCCCCGUCACUCUGCAAGACCCUAUGGUCAAAUAUCCCCUUCCCCUGGUAGACAAACAGGAAAUCAGCCAUGACACAAAGAAAUUUCGGUUUGGCCUUCCAUCUGCAACUCAUAUCCUUGGACUGCCAGUAGGUCAGCACGUUUACCUGUCCGCCAAGGUGAACGGCAGUCUGGUGGUCAGAGCCUACACUCCAGUAUCCAGUGAUGAGGACCAGGGAUGGGUGGACAUUGUGGUCAAGGUGUACUACAAGAGCUCUCACCCCUCGUUCCAAGAGGGAGGGAAGAUGUCUCAGUACCUGGACAACAUGGCUAUCGGAGACGUCAUUGACUUCAGAGGACCCAAUGGACUGCUCGUGUACAAGGGACAUGGUCACUUCUCCAUCCGACCAGACAAGAAGUCAGAGCCCAAAGUUCGGAAGUUCAAGCAUGUUGGAAUGGUCGCUGGUGGAACAGGCAUCACUCCCAUGCUGCAGUUAAUCCGCUGUAUCACAGCAGACCCCACUGACAACACCAAGUGCUCCCUCAUAUUUGCCAACCAGACUGAGAAAGAUAUCCUACUGAGGGAGGAGCUGGAGGAGGUGAGGAGGAAUCACCCUGACAAAGUGAAGCUCUGGUUCACUCUGGACAAACCUCCGCAGGAUUGGAGCUACAGUUCAGGGUUUGUGACUGAUGACAUGAUCAAGGACCACCUCCCUGCUCCGUCUACUGAUGUCCUCGUUGUCCUGUGCGGUCCUCCACCAAUGAUCCAGCACGCAUGUCUCCCAAAUCUGGACAAGUUGGGACACAAGACAGGAAACAUUUUUGCAUACUAAUGUUAUAAUUGACUACAAAGGCUGUUUUUUCCCAGUGAUCAACCGACCGAUAAACCAAAAAUCACCGUAUGAAAACUGUUAAUGGAACAUUGUUCAUCUAAGCAUGUGUGAUAUUUAUGUCAGUGGCACUAGAACAAGUUAAACCUGUGCAAUAAAAUGUGUACGGCUACUGCAGUCAAAACCACCCAGUAACAUCCCUAUGACGGUUUCUAUGGACUCAGGUACACUUUUAUAAAGUAUUUCAUCAAACCAUUGCCUUUUGUACAAUCAAUAGUGAUUUUUAAAAAUAAAUCUCUUUAGGCCAGAAACCGAAAUUCACUUGAAAUAAAGAUGUAAAACAGCA